Messenger RNA from Schizophyllum commune H4-8, 974 nucleotides. RefSeq lists its product as uncharacterized. The record is from RefSeq and is a predicted model, not a curated record. Lineage: Eukaryota; Fungi; Basidiomycota; Agaricomycetes; Agaricales; Schizophyllaceae. Bases 41 to 922 code for a protein of 293 amino acids. The transcript is spliced from 5 exons.
UGCGACCACCAUCUCGAUUGUACUUCUAUCCACACCAGCUAUGCUUCGACCUGCUGCUGUUCUCGCAUCACUAUGUCUCUGCGCUCUUGGCGGAUCUGUGGGCCUCGGCGGGAAUUGCACGACGGAAAAUGACCAUCUCGACGUCCUCACGCACAAAUUUAUGUCCGACUGCAGCGACUCCGCAUUCUGCACAGCACCGAAUGGCACUUGUCAACCUCGCCGCUGUAGACGGGACGAAUUUCCUUUUGGAUAUCCUCCCGACGCUCCUCUGCCUCCGCUCUGUCCAUCUGGCAGCUUCUGCCCCGACGAAGGCGACGGCUGCCGCGAGCUCGUUCCUCUAGGCGGUGUCUGCCAACUCGCCCGCGAUGAACAGUGCUCCGCGGCGCCUGACUGGGAAGACCUCGCCAGCCCGUACAACGUGAACGGCUCGAUCUGCCUGCACUCGACCUGCACAUACGCGAACGCGACCCUCGGACAAUCUUGCGUAACGGACAACACGACCUACGUUGACCUCGACCCAGACGGCUCUCAGUAUGUCACCCUCAUCAGCCGCGACAACUGCCGUACACCCUACUAUUACUGCGAUGCUGCUCAAGGCGUCUGUCUACGCUCGUUGGCUCUGGGCUCUUCCUGCUCCGCCGACCGCGAAUGCCAACAACACAAUUGCCUCGCCGGCGUGUGCGCAGAGUCGCCGGAGACUCCCCGCCGUGUUCCCGCCUGGCAGAGCGCCCUUACAAUUAUCUCGAUACUCGGAGCAAUGGCGGCAACUUUCGUGUUCCUCACGAUACUUCAUAAGCGCCAGCGGUUCGAACAAUACCAGGAGCUGCGGGAUUACUACUACGAACAGAUGAGCUACCGUAACGAUAUCGUGGCCCUGCAUGCUGCUGCCGUGGACUACGGGAAGGAGCUACGCACUGCUUGAUGUUCGUUUUCAGUACCGUUCGUAAACACGAUGCUAGCUGCGCGAUUUCCAU